Messenger RNA from Cylicocyclus nassatus, 453 nucleotides. Lineage: Eukaryota; Metazoa; Nematoda; Chromadorea; Rhabditida; Strongylidae. The record is from the annotation of a GenBank genome assembly.
AUGCCAGAAAAGCUGACAAGGAAACAAGGUCUGUUUUCGAGGAGUUCGAGGUAUGCUUCAACAGACUCUUCGCUGCCAGUAAUACUAGUCAGGAACAAGGCUAAUCUUGCAGGAACUGCUGGUUCUUCAGUGUUAAAGCCAAAUUCACGACUGGAUAUUGUAGAUUCAGUGAGCACAUGUGCGCUUAGCACGAAAGGUGUUCGUCCUCUUAUGGAUUCGUUGAAACAAGUCGUGGAGAAUUUGUGCCCAGAUGACGGUGGACCUUGUCUGACUGACACAGAGCUUUUGAGCGAAGCUCGGGAGGAACUGGAGAAUGCUGCAGCUGUCCACGAUGCCGCAUUGUUAUGUGACCACCGUGAACGGGCUCUGGAUAUUUUUAGACAGAUGGCUGGUUCGACCGUUAGCGAGGAGAUUUUGGACAAACUGUUCAGUCAGUUUUGUGUAGGAAAAUAA